AUGUCGGAAGGUGCAAUCAUGUACCCGAUGCCCUCCGGGGACCCCUCCGUAGCCACGAUGGUCCUCUCAUCAGCGUGGACCAUGGCUUCGGUGUCGACCAUCUUCCUGGGUCUCCGCCUCUACUGCCGGGCCGCGCGGACGCGGAAGAUGUGGUGGGACGACUACCUACUUUUGAUCGGCUGGAUGUUCCUGAUCCUGGCGGACAUACUGCAGACGGUCAUCUACCGGAGGGGGUACCUGGUCACGACGCUGACGGGGCCGGUGAUCAUGCCGGCGAACCUGGCUUCCGACACGGCGAUGAAGCUCUCACUGGCUUUCAGCAAGACCUCGUUCGCGCUCACGCUGUGCAGGUUUACGAGCGGGUGGGCGAGGUGGCUGGUCAUCGUGGUUGCGUUCGUGAUGGACGCGAUGUGUGUUGCGCACUCGGUGCUGGUGUGGAGAGCGAACUGCGGCGCGCCGGAUCCGCAUACGUUUCAACCGUCACUUACCGACUUCAUCUUGGCCAUGAUCCCGAUCAAGGUUGUCUGGGGGUUGCAAAUGAUCAAGCGUGAAAAGGCUGGUGUGGCAAUUGCCAUGGGCAUUGGUUGCUUGCAGUUCAAGGCUGAUAUCGACUGCGUAGUCUCCCGUCGACUCGCGGUUCUAAGCAUCUGGAUCCACGCCGAGCCCAACGCCACCAUCAUAGCCGCGUCCAUCCCAGUGCUGCGUGUUCUCCUCCGGGACGCCAGGGCUUACUACGCGCGAAAGUACCGCUCGGGCAGCAAGUAUCUCAAAUCCGAGGGCGAGUUCCAGAGCGGGACUACUUCGCGUGCUGCGGCCAGAGCAUCGGGCCACAUCAGCGACGACGGGAGUGAGGCGAUUAUACUGCAAGGGGGCAAGGUGCGGAAUACGGUUGAGAUCACGUCAGGAGGAGUAGAAACUGUGUUUGAAAUGAACGAUCGUUGGGAUCGCCGUAAUUAG
This is a messenger RNA of Colletotrichum chrysophilum, 957 nucleotides long. RefSeq lists its product as uncharacterized. The record is from RefSeq and is a predicted model, not a curated record. The transcript has 3 exons. Bases 1 to 957 code for a protein of 318 amino acids. Lineage: Eukaryota; Fungi; Ascomycota; Sordariomycetes; Glomerellales; Glomerellaceae.